Molecule: messenger RNA, 348 nt
Organism: Stylonychia lemnae
Lineage: Eukaryota; Ciliophora; Spirotrichea; Sporadotrichida; Oxytrichidae
Source: the annotation of a GenBank genome assembly
AUGGAGUCAUUAACUGCCUCAUAAAAUACUAACAAAAAUCCAAAUGAAUCUUUGAUAGAUGAUGAUGUAUUCAACAGAUCAGACUCAUCUGACAACAUAAGCAGAGCAGAUCUUACUGCAAGUUAAGUAGCUAACAACAAUUAGCAGGAGGAAGUAAAAGUGCAGAUAGAUUAUGAGGAAUAUAUUCAAAAUAAACUUAGAGACAUUCUAGAGAACCCCCUAAUUGAAAUGGCUAAAAAAGAGAUAUCCUUAAACGCAGAGUUAAAGGUGCUUCAAGAAAAAGAACUAGCCUUGAGAGAAAAGACAAAUCUGCUUUUAGUAAAGCUAAACUAAGAAGCUGUAUAAUGA